AUGCCCGAUCCCAAAUUGAGUCUCACAGCCAUCUAUCAAGCGGCUCAACAGCCAGCACGAGCAUCUCGUUUACGUGAAGCAUUGCACACGACCGAUCCGCAGCAUAUCGAUCGUCUUGUGCAUCGUAUCGUUCAUCACCUGCAUCAUCCAACCGACACCUGGCCACCACGACGUUUAUUACGUUGUCUCGAUUACAUCAUCACACACGCACCUGCUAUCAACUUUGGUUCAUCCAAGCUUCGAACUUGCGUCAAGUUUAUAUUUGAACAACACUUGCUGGAUUCUAGUACUACUACUAGUACUACUAGUGGGGAGUCUACAGCCACAGCUUAUGCUGGAUUGCACUUGAUUGGCAGCUUAAUGCAAUCCUCAGUCAACAACAAUGCAUCCCUAUUCAGCGUCAUCCAUGUAACAUCCAUCCUCGAUUGGCUUGCACCCACAUGGGAUAUAAAACUACGGAGCUGUGCUUUGCGAGCCUUGACGGCCAAAGGACACUAUUUUGCAGAUGAUAUCAUAUUAGCCGAUGGAUUUUGGGUGCUUGUUUUACAAAUGGGCCGUAUCCCCAUCGUCCUUCAACAACAACAAGGGGGCAGUGAAGAGAUCAAUCUAUGCAUUCGAAUCAGCCAAUUCCUUGAGAAUCUCGUCAAGCAUGCAAGCAAGAGCAGAGUACCGCAAGUGCGAACCAAGCUCAUUCAAUUCACCGAGUCGAUUCAGUUUGUCAUGAUGAUCAAUGCAUGGAAAACGUCCCUUGAAUUGCAACAUCGAAAGCUCACCGAUUCACUUUCACACAUUGUCUCUCGAUGCAUUGGGAUGGCUCCAAUACCCGUGGCAGACUAUAUCAAUACAGCUGAUCCUGGACGUUCUUGGCGUACGCUUUUGGCUCAAGAUAUGAAAGCAUUUGCAAUGCUUGUUCAGAAACAAGAAGAGAUCAAACCGAUUCAAGCUACUAGGAUCACACGGCUAUGCAAGAUUGCACUGAACAUGGCGUUGGCUGGCAAAGAGGAUGAGACGAGAGCAGGCGACAUUGCACGAGAUAUUGUCAAUUUCUUUUUGGUCAUCAUACCGAGACCUGUGAAGCCUGAAGAUAUUGAUAGCAUUGGGACCAUGGCAUUGGCAACACGAGAAAUGUGGCAUGGCGAAGUGGAUGAUCAUGUAGGCUACAUCCUUACACAGCAUGAGCUCAUGUGUAUCGCCUUGUUGGAAUGUUUCAUGCAACACGUUCAAGUCGCUUCACAACAACUUGUCCAAAGUAUAGCAGCACGUGCGGCCUUUUGCAUCAUUGCCAUGCUGACAGCACUCAAUGAUAACCACAAGCUGGAUACUACUACGAAUGGAGGUGAUGAGAAUGGUCUGCUACGAUCAAGGCUUGAAAAGCUCGUCAUGUUUUUCUUGCAUUAUCACGAAGCCAUCGACAUGUUUUCCACAGCACCCACUUGUCUCAACAAUGUCAUCUGGCUACCCACUCUUGAGCACGCUAAGCUUGGUUUGAGCGAUCGCCAAUAUCAAGAUACCACCCUUUCCAGAGCAAAGCGAGCAUUCACAGCAUUAAGGAUGGCUACACACCACGUCAAGGCAUGUGAAAAGUUGGAUAAGGCGGGCGUGCUACAACUCUUGGUGGAUAUGGAUUAUACCCGGCAACUCGACGAUGCACCUAGGAACAUGCUUUUGGUGUACGCAUCUUUUAUGCAUUUUAUUGCAGCAUUGGCAGCAAAAAUGGCUUACAUACGUGCCAAGUUGCGAGCAGAGUUUCCUAUUGGACCCCUCGUGAUGAAGCUCUUAUGCAGAGGCGUCUAUUACACCAACACCAACAUCACUGAAUACAAAAACAUGGAUGGAUUACAUGAGGGCUGGAACCAUAUCAUCCGUGGAAGUUUAUUAGUGGUCAAUGCAUUCGGUUACGAUCCAAUGUCUCUUCAACAAUGGUUAUCUUGGCCUGCCUCUUUGGCUGAUGAUGAUGACAUGAAUGAAAACGACACCCACUGGUUUGAGACGGUGCAUAGUAAUGAUGGGCGUCUUUCGAUUCUUCCUGCUAUAUUACUUGUACUCUUACCGUGUCCCCCUUCUUCUGAUGAUGAUGACAAUGGCCCUAUCUCUGAUACCCAAGUGAUUACGCAUUUCAAGCAUCAGGAUGAGUCUGUGGUAAGGGCAGCUUGUAUCUCGCUCAAUCUUUUGUCCUCCAUGGUUGAAUGUGGCUCCCAGCUUAUCAGGAAUAUUCGUGCAGUGGGCCAAUUAUCGACGCUUCUUGCAUUUCUUUCCGAUGAUAACGCCUCUGCUGCUGCUGCUGCUUUUGCUGAUAUACCCUACAUCCCAAUGCAAAUCGAUGAUGCAUACGCCCUUGACAAAUUGGAUGGUGAUGAAGAAGAAGAGGAUCAUGAGGAUGCAAGCCGUUCACCUUUGAAUCAUACUACAAUAACGACCGAUGCAACGGAUACGCUAUGCUUCAACAAUCUUUAUCGUGCUUUGAUUCGAGUCCUUACAUGCCAAGAGAACUUGCGAGCCGUGAUCAGCAGCGACGUGUUAACAUCCGUAUUCAAACCACUCCUCUAUGAACGCCCACUUGUUGACAAGCACAAAGCAAAGCUACGGCAUAUGAUCAGCGAUUCCCUUCAUCGAGAACGAUUGGAUGACUUGUCAAAGUUAUUUCGAUUUACUAUGGGUGAUCAGAAUGCGACCCAAUUUCAUGAAAUGUGUGCAGUGGCACUUGGCUAUGCUUGUCCUUAUAUACCAUUAUGCCAAAACAUACUGGGUCUAUCGCCAACUACUACCAGUACAGCGGAUGGAGAAACAGGCAUCUUGGAAUCCAGCUCAGCCUUUGGUGUACUAUGUCGGAUGCUGGUAUACGAGCUUGUGGAAGAAGAGGAAACGGUGGUAGUAGAUGCCCCUUAUCGACGCCAAGCAGCUGCUCAAGUGAUUGAAGUCCUUGCACAAAACUUGUUUGAUACGUGGUCCAACGAGCUCAAUCAGACCAGAGACAAAUUGAACGAGACGCUUGCUUCCAGACCAAGGAGAUCUUUGACAUCCUCCAAGGAUACCCAUGGUGGUGACAAAGUGAUCUUUGUGACAAAAGAAUCAUCGCAACAACAACAACUUUGUGCCAAUCGACACGUGCUUGCUCAACAAUCGCCUUACUUUGCGGCCUUGUUCAGUGGUCAAUAUGCAGAAAGUACGCAGCAUCCUAUACCGUUACCCGAUGUCGAUCAUGAAGCAUUCGCCGUCUAUUUAAAUGCUGCCGAUUAUGCAAUGGUAUCAAAUGACGUGGAUAAGGUGAUGAGUGCAUGUCACAGUUGGAAGGACGUGGUGGAGCUUUUGAUGAUGGCAGAUCGAUUCAGCAACGAUGAUUUACGACUCUUUUGUGAAGUGUGGAUUGUGAACGAGUUGAUAAAUGCACCUUCUUCCAUGGAUACAUUGAAUGGUGCGCUCUUGCUCUAUCGGCGUUGUCGAGAUACUGAGGGCGGUAUCUUCUUGACGGAUCUAUGGCCAUUCAGUCAUAUUCUACGCGAAGCACUCAAAUCGGUUGUGAGCAGAUUUUCACUAGCAGUCGCCACCAAUGUCUUCCAGGAUAUGAUACAGGAUGCUCAUCCCGAAGAACUUAGCGCUUUUUGUCAUGGUAUCGCUAUACUUUUUGCCAAUACGCAGCUUGAAGAAUAG
Messenger RNA from Lichtheimia ornata, 3648 nucleotides. RefSeq lists its product as uncharacterized. The record is from RefSeq and is a predicted model, not a curated record. Lineage: Eukaryota; Fungi; Mucoromycota; Mucoromycetes; Mucorales; Lichtheimiaceae. Gene Ontology annotation, biological process: anatomical structure morphogenesis. The transcript is spliced from 2 exons. The coding region runs from base 1 to 3648 and encodes 1215 amino acids. Gene Ontology annotation, cellular component: cytosol. Gene Ontology annotation, molecular function: protein binding.